This is a messenger RNA of Lachancea dasiensis, 822 nucleotides long. Lineage: Eukaryota; Fungi; Ascomycota; Saccharomycetes; Saccharomycetales; Saccharomycetaceae. The record is from the annotation of a GenBank genome assembly.
AUGUCGAGCUGCGAAUUGUUGUACUGGAAGAACCCCGUGGAGACCGGUAAGGUUUUUGGCGGUGCUUUGGUGGCACUGCUCGUACUAAAGAAGGUCAACCUGCUCACUUUUUUGCUUCGGACCCUGUACACGGUGCUCCUAACCACUGCGUCGAUUGAGUUUCUCACCAACUUGUUUUUGGGACAGGGAUUGGUGAGCCGCUACCAGCCGCAGCGCUGUCCUGACACGGUCGCCUUCUUGAAGCCUCGUGUCGAUGCGUUUUUGACCCAACUACCUCCAUAUCAAACGAAGUUGCGCAAGCUGGCCAUGGCCCAGUCGCCUAAAUGCACCUUCAAAGCAGCUGGUGUUCUGUACGUUCUGCACAAGGUCUUUAGCGUCCUGUCUCUAUGGUCUACUCUUUUCAUCGGAACUGUUGCCCUUUUCACUGCACCCGUUAUCUACAAGACUUUCCAAAAGGAAAUCGACGCCACGGUUGCUCAAGGUGUUGAGGCCGGCAAAUACCACGCCUCCAAUUUGCAAUCCAACGUCUCCGAAAAGGCCUCUCCUUAUGUGAAGCAAUUGGACCAAAAAUUGGGCCCUGUUUCCGGUUUCAUCAAGUCCAAGCUACCAGCCACCAGAGUCGCCGGUUCCAACGUUACUGCUGAGUCGUCCACCGCAAAGUUGGCCGCUCAGGUCCCAUUGGAAGAGCCUGCUCAAGGCCAAACCUCUUCAGCCGACUUCCCAACCGCUCCCUCCACCCAUUUGGGCCACACUGUCACCGACACUACCACCGGUGUCGAGCAGGAAGUCAGCGAAGGUUUGAAAUAUGGAUCAUCUAUUUGA